Molecule: messenger RNA, 216 nt
Organism: Eruca vesicaria subsp. sativa (arugula)
Lineage: Eukaryota; Viridiplantae; Streptophyta; Magnoliopsida; Brassicales; Brassicaceae
Source: the annotation of a GenBank genome assembly
AUGAAUAUUCGGAGUCUCGGAUCAUCAAUUACAAAUGUUCAAGCAUUGGCUGUGGCGUAUGACAGAUCAAGCGCUCCAAAGGAUUGCCGUGUAUCAGGAUGGCUAGAAGACAAAGAUAUGGAGAGUGAGACAAGGGUUCAUGGCCGUGAACUAGACUCGGUCUCUGUUGUUAUGCUUGAUUUGAAGUUCCACGUUGAACCCAUCUUCUCUUUGUAA